Micropterus salmoides (largemouth bass) is the source of this 3494-nucleotide messenger RNA. It is a transcript of the gene abcd3a, whose product is annotated as ATP-binding cassette, sub-family D (ALD), member 3a. Gene Ontology annotation, biological process: long-chain fatty acid import into peroxisome; very long-chain fatty acid catabolic process; peroxisome organization. Gene Ontology annotation, cellular component: peroxisomal membrane; peroxisome. Gene Ontology annotation, molecular function: ATP hydrolysis activity; ATP binding; long-chain fatty acid transmembrane transporter activity. The transcript is spliced from 23 exons. Bases 48 to 2027 code for a protein of 659 amino acids. The record is from RefSeq and is a predicted model, not a curated record. NCBI's taxonomy places the organism in Eukaryota, Metazoa, Chordata, Actinopteri, Centrarchiformes, Centrarchidae.
AGAAGAAGAAGACCUCGAGCAAAUAAACCGGUCGUUGUGUUGGAAACAUGGCGGCCUUCAGUAAAUAUGUGACAGCGAAAAACUCCUCCAUAGCGGGCGGCAUUUUGCUUGUUUUAUACCUGCUAAAACACAGAAGACGGACGUCCAAACAGAACAGUAUAAAAGGAGGCUCAAAUCUAGUGGUGAACAAUGAGAAAGAUAGUAGAAAAGACCGUGCAGCAGUGGACAAAGUUUUCUUCCUCCGAACCCUCCAGAUUCUGCGGAUCAUGGUACCUCGAGUUUUCUGCAUGGAGACUGGCUACCUUAUCCUUAUCGCCGCCAUGUUGGUGGCCAGGACCUACUGUGAUGUAUGGAUGAUCCAGAACGGCACCAUGAUCGAAAGUGCAAUUAUCGGUCGCUCGACAAAAGAUUUCAAGACCUUCUUGUUCAGCUUUAUCAAAUUCAUGCCACUUAUAGCCUUGGUGAACAACUUCCUGAAGUUGGGUCUAAACGAGCUGAAGCUGAGGUUCCGUGAGAGGCUCACAAAGAACUUGUACGACCAGUACCUGCAAGGUUUCACCUACUACAAAAUGGGAAACCUGGACAACCGGAUAGCCAAUGCAGAUCAGCUGUUGACACAGGAUGUGGAGAGAUUCUGCAACAGUGUGGUGGACCUUUACUCCAACCUCAGCAAGCCUCUGCUGGAUAUAGGUCUAUACAUCUUCAAGCUGACAAGUGCCAUCGGUGCUCAGGGCCCAGCCAUCAUGAUGACCUACCUGCUGAUCUCAGGUCUGUUCCUGACAAGACUGAGGAGGCCCAUAGGCAAGAUGACAGUCACCGAGCAGCGCUACGAGGGAGAGUACCGCUACGUCAACUCUCGCCUCAUCACCAAUAGUGAGGAGAUUGCCUUCUACAAUGGGAACAUGAGGGAGAAACAGACCAUUCAUGCCACAUUCAAGAAACUGGUGGACCACUUGCACAACUUCAUCUUCUUUCGCUUCUCGAUGGGAUUUGUGGACAGCAUAAUUGCCAAGUACGUGGCCACUGUGGUGGGCUACCUGGUCGUGAGCCGGCCAUUCCUAAACCUGUCGCACCCCCGGCACAUGCACAGCUCACACUCUGAGCUGCUCGAGGACUACUACCAGAGUGGGAGAAUGCUUCUGAGAAUGUCCCAGGCCCUGGGCAGGAUUGUACUGGCUGGCCGAGAGAUGACCCGCCUCUCAGGAUUCACAGCUCGUAUCACUGAACUGAUGAGUGUCCUGAAGGAGCUGAAUGCUGGCAAAUAUGAACGCACCAUGGUCUCCCAGCAGGAGAAGGAAUCAGACACGGCAGAGAAGCUCACACUGGUGCCUGGAAGUGGUCAAAUCAUCAACAAAGAUAACAUCAUUAAAUUUGACCAUACCCCACUAGCAACACCUAAUGGAGACAUCUUGAUCAGAGACCUCACAUUUGAAGUAAGGUCUGGCACAAAUGUUCUCGUGUGUGGGCCUAACGGCUGCGGAAAGAGCUCUCUGUUUAGAGCACUCGGAGAGCUGUGGCCAUUGUUUGGUGGACAACUGACAAAACCUGAGAGAGGGAAGCUCUUCUACGUACCACAGAGACCCUACAUGACUCUAGGUUCUCUGAGGGACCAAGUUAUUUACCCUGACACCUAUGAAGACCAGAGGAGGAAAAACAUCUCUGAUCAGGUGUUGAAGGAGUACCUGGACAAUGUUCAGCUGGGUCACAUCCUGGACAGGGAGGGCAGCUGGGACUCAGUCCAGGACUGGAUGGAUGUCCUCAGUGGAGGAGAGAAGCAGAGAAUGGCUAUGGCCAGACUGUUCUACCACAAGCCCCAGUUUGCCAUUCUGGAUGAGUGCACCAGUGCAGUGAGUGUAGAUGUGGAGGAUUUCAUCUACAGCCACUGCAGGACGGUGGGCAUCACCUUGUUCACCGUGUCCCACAGAAAGUCUCUGUGGAAGCACCACAAGUAUUAUCUUCACAUGGAUGGGAGAGGGAACUACGAGUUCAAGCCCAUCACGGAUGAAACUGUGGAGUUUGGCUCUUAAUUGACUGCUGCCGUUGGCCACAAAUGCACUGCUCUGAAAAAUCAGUCCAUUAAUUCCCUGCACUCAAGAUAGAAAUUAUACCUAAAACAAGAAAAUGUUUUUAAUCAUUUGUAACUCAACAGUGUUUCCUUUUUAUGUUUUCUGUUAUUUAAAGCAUCACUUUAGUCUUGUCUAAUCAUUAUUUUGUUCAGUGUGAUUAUAAAAACAUGUAAUUUAUAUUGCCAACUUCUAGGUUGUGUUUUACUCGCGCACAACAGAUAUUUGAGUGGAGGUGGAAGUAUACUUCACAAGUGAUCAUAUCUCACAAAGCUAACAGGUUAGCAUUACCCUGUAGAGAUAAGCUAGAUACCACAGAGGUCUUUGAGGCAUCAUGUCCCACAGUUAACUGUGUCCUGCACAGAAUAAUACUGGAUGUAUGCACAACUUGAUGCCUCCUGGAUGUGCACUUAUACAAGUAAUCUGUCCACAGCUGAUGGAAGAUAAUAGCAGCCAAGGCUGGUAAUAAUUUUCAGGCCUUGUUAUCUUAAAAUAACAAACAGCAAGUUUUGGCUUUUUUCUUUUUCUUUUUUUUUUUAAACAGUUUCCAAGGAAACGGUUAAUUAUCAUGUCACCUUAAGGAAUUAUAAGUGUCUACUUGCUUCCUUCUGUAAUUUUUUGCUCUGUCCAUUUCUGGCUCUUUUUACUUGGAUUAGCAUCUAAGUAAUGAGACAUGGAAAUCAUUUAAUCACUAACAGGAACAUUUCAGUAACUCAGGCAUUCAGAAAUGUGUUGAAAAUAUGAAUUCACUAGAGGAAGGCUGUCUCUCAAGAUACCCAUAAGGAAAAAAAGAAAAAAUCUGACCAAAACAUGACUUGAUGCGGUAAUAGUUAUAUAUCUGAUAUGUAGUAUGGGGAAAUUUCACAUAGAGUUCAACUUUGAUGAACUUGAUGAAUUGCUACCAUUGACCAAGCCAUUGUAGAAGUGCUGACUUUUGUAAAGAUUGUAUGAGGCUGAUAAAGAAACAGAACACAAUGAAAUCUAUUUACAACUGCAUUCAGCUUCCUUUUCCACUGGAUUGUUGAUCAUGUUACCUGAAAUCUGAAGACUGAGGGUCUGCACUGAACAAACAGCUAAUCAUGGUGAAUCUUAUUAUUAACCUUUACAUGAAUAACAAUUCUGUUUCUUGGGUUAUGGGAUUAAAAGUUCUUCCAAAAUUUGGAUAACUGUGUUGAUGUCCAAUUUUACAUGAGCUCUAUGAAGCUGGGGACUGGGUCUAAAGUGCCAUCUGAUAAUGGAUCACUGGUACACGAAUAUUCAGAUAAAAUCAUUCCUCAACCAUUGCUCAACACCACUCUGUCCUGUCAAUCUAACACAACGGUACUGUAACUUUAUUGUGAAAAUGUGAAGAAGGAGCCUCAGCUAUACCCAUGGUUUUCCAUGUAUAAGACUGAUGAUCUCACUCUGCAUUAAAAAAAAAAGUAGGUGUAA